Molecule: messenger RNA, 756 nt
Organism: Brassica oleracea var. oleracea
Lineage: Eukaryota; Viridiplantae; Streptophyta; Magnoliopsida; Brassicales; Brassicaceae
Product: oleosin 1-like
Exons: 1
Coding region: 38-535 (165 amino acids)
Biological process (GO): lipid storage
Cellular component (GO): monolayer-surrounded lipid storage body; membrane
Source: RefSeq, a predicted model, not a curated record
UUGUCACCCACACAAAAGCAAUAAUCACUCUCUACAAAUGGCGGAAACGUUUUCAAGCGGCGAUGCUCAAUGUCUCCCCAUUUACGGUGGGGGUGGCACCACCGAUAGCAACAGCCCAUACGCUUUGCUUCUCCGCCUUCUCCGAUCUCAUUCACCAACCUCCUCAGAGCUCUUUAGUUACCUCGGUCUCUUCGUCUCCGUUGGAACCCUCCUUUUCCUUCUCGGCAUCGCCGUCACCGCAACAGCCAUAGGCUUCAUAGUGUUUAUUCCGUUGAUCAUCAUCUCGAGCCCUAUCUGGCUUCCUGUUUUUAUCGUUGUUGGUGUGUUCUUAUCGGUAGCUGGAUUUCUUGUUGGAACGUUGGCCUUGGCGUCGUGGACGUACCGUUAUUACCGGGGCAUGCAUCCGGUUGGAUCGAAUCAGAUGGACUAUGCACGUAGUCGGAUCUAUGACACGGCCUCUCACGUCAAAGAUUACGCUAGAGAGUAUGGUGGAUAUUUCCAUGGUAGGGCUAAAGAUGCGGCCCCUGGUGCUUGAGUCUUGACCUGAACCGGUCUGUAUAGUCUGGUUCAUGCGGUAUUAACCGAUCUUGGUUCGGUUUAUGGAGGGUGAACACGUUUUCAUGUCAGUAUUACGUUUUAUUUUCACGUUUAUUAGAAGAAAAAUAAGAUUAUAUUUGGUUUUUGUACAAGCUUUAUAAGAUUUUAAUUUGGGUGCAUACACGUUCGUCACUUGAAAUGUUAUAUUUCAUUUUGUCG